This is a messenger RNA of Candida dubliniensis CD36, 249 nucleotides long. It is a transcript of the gene RPS27A, whose product is annotated as 40S ribosomal protein eS27. NCBI's taxonomy places the organism in Eukaryota, Fungi, Ascomycota, Pichiomycetes, Serinales, Debaryomycetaceae. The transcript has a single exon. Gene Ontology annotation, cellular component: ribosome; cytosolic small ribosomal subunit. The coding region runs from base 1 to 249 and encodes 82 amino acids. The record is from RefSeq and is a predicted model, not a curated record. Gene Ontology annotation, biological process: translation; ribosomal small subunit assembly. Gene Ontology annotation, molecular function: RNA binding; structural constituent of ribosome.
AUGGUUUUAGUUCAAGAUUUAUUACAUCCAAAUCCAAUUACUGAAAAUGAAAAGAAUAAAUUAAAGAAAUUGGUUCAAGAACCAAAUUCAUUUUUCCUCGAUAUUAAAUGUCCUAGUUGUUUCAAUAUAAAAACUAUUUUCAGUCAUGCUCAAACAGCGAUCACUUGUGAUAAAUGCUCUACUUUAUUAUCAAGUCCCACUGGUGGUAAGGCUAAAUUAGUUGAUGGUUCCUCAUUUAGAAGAAAGUAG